Myodes glareolus (Bank vole) is the source of this 1481-nucleotide messenger RNA. The record is from RefSeq and is a predicted model, not a curated record. Lineage: Eukaryota; Metazoa; Chordata; Mammalia; Rodentia; Cricetidae.
AUGGCUGACAUCCAGAACAUUUCGCUGGACAGCCCAGGGAGCGUAGGAGCUGUGGCAGUGCCUGUGGUCUUUGCCCUCAUCUUCCUUUUGGGCAUGGUGGGCAAUGGGCUGGUGUUGGCUGUGCUGCUGCAGCCUGGCCCAAGUGCCUGGCAGGAGCCUGGAAGUACCACAGACCUCUUCAUCCUCAACUUGGCAGUGGCCGACCUCUGCUUCAUCCUGUGCUGUGUGCCCUUCCAGGCGGCCAUCUACACGCUGGAUGCCUGGCUCUUCGGGGCCUUUGUAUGCAAGACCGUGCACCUGCUCAUCUACCUCACCAUGUACGCCAGCAGCUUCACUCUGGCCGCCGUCUCAGUAGACAGGCAAGGAGAGUGGGAUGGGGAAAUUAAGGCAGUGGCGGCGCUCUACGCGCUGUGCUGGGGCCCGCACCACGCGCUCAUCCUCUGCUUCUGGUACGGCCGCUUCGCCUUCAGCCCGGCCACCUACGCCUGCCGCCUGGCCUCCCACUGCCUCGCCUACGCCAACUCCUGCCUCAACCCGCUAGUCUACUCGCUCGCUUCGCGACACUUCCGCGCGCGCUUCCGCCGCCUCUGGCCCUGCGGCCGCCGCCGCCACCGCCACCACCGUGCUCAUCGCGCCCUCCGUCGUGUCCAGCCAGCGUCUUCGGGGCCCGCAGGUUACCCCGGCGACGCCAGGCCUCGCGGUUGGAGUAUGGAACCCAGAAGGGAUGCCCUGCGCGCUGGAGCGACUGGACUAGCCCUGUCUGCCCGGGGAGCGCAGUAAACCCCGCCAGCCUGGACUCUGCGGGCCGUCUGUCCUCUUCCCUGGGUGGCACAGUGUCACCGAGGAGCCCUCUAGAGGGCCUGGCUCCACCGCAGAGCAGAGGCAGAGUUGCAGCUCCAAUCCAAAGGACACCUGGGUGGUUAAAUUUGGCCCACCCAACCAGACAACAGUGUCCCAAAGCAGGCAGCCUCAGCCCCUAUCCAAAGCCAGUCUGGCAGGAGAAUAGCCCAUUCACCCAGCCUGCACCUUCCAGGCCCUGUUUUCUUCUACUACCUCUGACUGUCCCUUUUUGCUCCCAAGCCAUAACCUAGGUUUUUUGUUUUGUUUCAUUGUUUUGAGAGAGAGAGACAGAGACAGAGACUGAUUCAAUUCGUCUAGGCUGUCCUGGAACUGCCUACUGUAGCCAAGGAUGAUCUUCGACUCUUUAUUUUCCUGCCUCUCUGACCCACGUACUGGGCUGACAGGCACCCCAGACUCCGGGCUUGUUCAAGCAAGGACUAACAAGUCUUUCCUUGGCUACUAUGUAACCUCACAGAAUGCUAUAUUUAAUUAUCAAGACAGCAUUGUAAGGUAGGGUAGAUAUGAUUAACCUUAUUUUACAGACAUAGAAAUCAAGGACCAGAGAGGUCAUAUAGGGAGAGGCUAGAUCCAAAUCCAUGGCUGCCUAACAUUUGUUACUCAGUGGCCUUUUUUUGCUUCCU